GUCAUCGUAUAUUUUAUUUUUAGAAAUUGUGCAUUUAAGUAUUAGUUAUGUUAAUUGUGUCAUAGACAAUAUUCUUAUAAAAUGGAUAUUGGAAUAGUUAAAAUUGCUGAAGAUAAGGAUUUUGAGAAGUUGAAACAUUUAUAUGAUGAUAAUAAUGAUUGGAGAUUAGAUUAUAAUAAACCUGAUUUAUCAGUUUGGACAAAAUCUGUAUCAGGAAUUAGUUUUAGAAUGGUAAAGAUUAGAACACGUUUUGCCGAUGUUCUACCAGAAACAUUAUAUGAUGUGUUACAUGACCCUGAAUAUAGAAAGGUUUGGGACACCCAUAUGAUUGAAUCAAAAGACAUAGGCUUUUUCAAUCCAAAUAACGAUAUUGGUUAUUAUUCAAUGGCCUGUCCAUCCCCAUUGAAAAACAGAGAUUUUGUUCUACAAAGAUCAUGGCUUGAUACUGGUAUAGAGCAGUUAAUUUUGAAUCAUUCUGUUUUUCAUAAAGACUAUCCACCAAAAAAGCAAUUUGUACGAGCAACAUCUUAUCUUACAGGAUAUAUAGUAAGACCAUCUCGAAAUGGUGAUGGCUCUGAAUUAGGCUAUGUCUCUCAUACCGAUCCGCAUGGAAAAUUACCAGUAUGGUUGGUUAAUAAAGUUACACAAAUAUUUGCUCCAAGAAUGGUUAAAAAAUUACAUAAAGCUUCUGUAGCUUACCCUAAUUGGAAAUUACUUAAUAACCCAAAUUAUAAACCUUGGCAUUUCCCUGAACAAAUUGCAUCACCACGUAUAAGAAUUGAGGAUGAAUUUUGAAGAUGGUUAAUGAAGAUUUAAAAAAGAUGAGAAUUGUAUUACUUUUUAAAUCUACCAAGUAAUUAUUAUCUUUGUACAAAAUGUAUUGCAGCAGAACAGAUAAUAUGUAUUUUAUUCAAUUUAAAAUAAUCUAUAUUCUUAUAUUACGUCAUUCAUUGUAGUUUGGCUGAUAUCAAUACCCUGGUGCAAGUUUAUAUAUACAAAGGUGAUAUAAAAGUACAUAAAUCAAUUGUGGUUUAUUAAUUGAUUCUUAUGUAUUAUUUUUUUACUUGUUUUAAAUGGUCUCUAUUUGUAUACAAUACAAUUAUAUGUAUGAUUAGUGCAAUUCAUUAUUGAAGUAAUUGUUAUUUUUAUCUGUUAUGUGGAAAUAAUAAUGAUAUACUCUACAUAUUUUUAUCCUAAUAUAUUUAGCAAAUUGUUAGAAACAAAAUAUCAAAAUAAUGAUUGGAUUCCAUAUAAGCAUUACUCUUUAAUGAAAGGGUUUGAUUUGAUGUAUUUCAUAAAUUUGACGUAACAUUUAUUAAGUUUACGAUGAGAAGAAAAAUUUCUAGUAUAGGUAAUUAUAAACUUAUUUUGUACCAGGUAGUUACUGCAGAGCCGGAAGAUAAACGGGAAUAAAGAAUAUAUAUAUAAUUAUAAAUUUAUUUCCAUUAUUACCAAUUUUACAAUUUUAUUAUUAAGAGGGUUAACAAAUUUCAUGUUUAUCAUAUAACAAAUUAUAUGAAAUACAUCAAAUAAUUUUGUAUUGUAUUGUAUUUGUGAGUAUAUUAUAUUAGUGUAAGUAUUUUUUAUAUUAACAAGUGCAUAUAAUUACAAUUUAAGUAUGAAAAACUUUUAUAUUAAUAUUAAAGUUUAAUGUAGUGCGUUAUGCAUUGCCUGGCACUUGAUUUGUUUAAAAUGUACUGUAUGAAGAUGAUAUAAAAUUGUUAAAAUUUCUAAUUAA
Messenger RNA from Bombus pascuorum, 1738 nucleotides. Its product is annotated as START domain-containing protein 10-like. Lineage: Eukaryota; Metazoa; Arthropoda; Insecta; Hymenoptera; Apidae. The record is from RefSeq and is a predicted model, not a curated record. The transcript has 6 exons. Gene Ontology annotation, molecular function: lipid binding. Bases 82 to 795 code for a protein of 237 amino acids.